Messenger RNA from Hemicordylus capensis (graceful crag lizard), 939 nucleotides. Its product is annotated as olfactory receptor 6X1-like. Gene Ontology annotation, biological process: G protein-coupled receptor signaling pathway. The coding region runs from base 1 to 939 and encodes 312 amino acids. Gene Ontology annotation, cellular component: membrane. Gene Ontology annotation, molecular function: G protein-coupled receptor activity; olfactory receptor activity. NCBI's taxonomy places the organism in Eukaryota, Metazoa, Chordata, Lepidosauria, Squamata, Cordylidae. The transcript has a single exon. The record is from RefSeq and is a predicted model, not a curated record.
AUGGAUUUGACCAAUUGUAUGAAGGUGACGGAGUUCAUCCUCUUCGGAAUCCCACAGACUGGGAGAAUUAAUAUCCCUUUGUUUGCUGCUGUCUGCCUGCUCUACUUUUUAUGCAUUGCAGGAAAUGGUUUGAUCAUUGUGCUGGUGCAAAUGAACAGCCACCUCCAGAAGCCCAUGUACUUCUUCCUUAGCAACCUCUCUGUUCUUGAGAUUGGGUACACCACCGCCAUUAUCCCCAAGAUGCUGGUCAACCUCCUUUCAGUCAACACCACCAUCUGCUUCUACUGCUGCAUGGUGCAAUCAUACUUCUACUUCCUCUUUGGCGUCACAGAGUUUUUCAUUCUGACUCUCAUGUCCUUUGAUAGGUACUUGGCCAUCUGUCAGCCAUUGAGGUACAACACCAUCAUGACCCCCAUGGUCUGCCUUAAAUGUUCACUGGCCAGCUCAUUUGGGGGCUUUUUCACCAUCAUUUUCCCAUUUGCAAUGGUGGCGAGACUAAACUUCUGUAAUUCAAACAUUAUUGACCAUUUCUUUUGUGACAUAGGACCGAUGCUGAAGAUUGCAGGUGGAGACACGCAUCUCAUUGAAACCCUUUUCUUCUUGAUUGCUGUGUCUGUGGUACUGACCUCUCUCUUCCUGACGAUGGUAUCUUACACCUUCAUCAUUUCCACAAUUAUCCGCAUUCCUUCGACCAGUGGACAGCAGAGGGCCUUCUCCACCUGCGCUUCACAUCUCAUCAUGGUCGGCAUCUUGUAUGGGCCAGUCUUUUUUAUCUACCUCAAACCUAAUACCAUGACCUCUUCUUUCAGCAUCAACAAAUCUAUCUUUCUACUGAAUGCUCUGGUCUGCCCAAUGCUUAGCCCUUUCAUAUACAUGAUCAGAAAUAAUGAGGUCAAAGAAGCUUUAUGGAAAUCGUUGUGGAAGAAGCAAACAUUUUAG